Tachysurus fulvidraco (yellow catfish) is the source of this 2759-nucleotide messenger RNA. RefSeq names its product solute carrier family 39 member 1 (gene slc39a1). Gene Ontology annotation, cellular component: plasma membrane. The transcript has 4 exons. The record is from RefSeq and is a predicted model, not a curated record. Gene Ontology annotation, biological process: zinc ion transmembrane transport. The coding region runs from base 269 to 1165 and encodes 298 amino acids. Gene Ontology annotation, molecular function: zinc ion transmembrane transporter activity. Lineage: Eukaryota; Metazoa; Chordata; Actinopteri; Siluriformes; Bagridae.
GAUGAAAAUAGUGGGCGGAGCCAAAGAGAAUGCGGUCUACACGGAUUUUUCGGCAUAGAAAUAUCGAAAGCUAUUAGUCCUUUUUUUUUAUUAUUAUUGGUUUUACGAUAAAUAUAGACUUUUGUAUUGUUUGUAAAUAUGUAUUGGACCCGGAUGACUGACUAACGCAUGAGAAAUAGGUUUUUAUAUAAAUAUUUGUUUUAUAGAGUUUGUUUACAUAUAGAGUUUGUUUACAUCUAGGUGGCACUGAGAUACAUUGCAGAUCAGUAUGGAGUAUUUAUUACAGGUUAAAAUAAUAGCCCUGGUUGGCUUGUUAGUGCUUACUCUAUUUUUCGGCUUCAUUCCUGUCCGGAUGAAAUUUUUCCGAGCUGCGAGUGGAACAGAAAUCCACAGGAUAGUACUGAGUUUAAUCAGCUGUUUCGCUGGAGGAGUGUUCCUUGCUGCCUGUCUCUUGGACAUUAUCCCAGAUUAUCUGUCUGAUAUAAGCGAGCAACUACAAGACACAAAUAUCGACUAUCCUCUGGCUGAGUUCAUCAUGGCAUGUGGAUUCUUCAUCGUCCUCAUCCUCGAGAGGCUGGUCCUGAGCUGUAACGAAAAGGGCAAUGCAGAAACAGCUCCUCUGCUCCCAUCUGCAGGUCACAGCCACUCACACACACAUCGCUCCAUAAACGAAGUGGAGAGUAGUAGCCACCAUGUUCACAUGGAUCUGCAGGCUCAUUCCUCCUUCCGCUCGUUCAUGCUCUUCCUGUCUCUCUCACUGCACUCUGUGUUCGAGGGUUUGGCCAUCGGUUUGCAAGCGACUGACACUAAGGUUUUGGAGAUCUGCAUCGCCAUCUUGAUCCACAAGAGCAUAAUCGUAUUCAGCCUCUCGAUAAAGCUGAUCCAGAGUGGUGUCCCGACCAUGUGGCUCGUCAUCUACAUCCUGGUUUUUUCCAUUAUGUCACCAAUGGGCAUCGCUAUCGGCAUCGGGGUGAGUGAAGCUCAGCUACAGAUGGGAAUGUUAGUCCAGGCUGUGCUGGAAGGCCUGGCAGCAGGAACCUUUAUUUACAUCACAUUUUUGGAGAUUCUUCCUCAUGAGCUUAACUCUCCAGAGCGACAGCUCCUCAAAGUUCUCUUCAUCUUAUUCGGCUUCUCUCUCAUGGCCUUUCUGUGCUUCCUGGGGUAAGAGGAGAUCACAGGGAUUUAUAUGGAACAUUAAGGACUAUUAUUUUUACUGACAAUAAGUAAAAUACACACAAGAUUCAUAUUUUAUUUUUAUUUUAUUUGCAACACUCUGAUUAUUUUUAUAAUUUUUAUAAUUUUAUUUUUAUGGAUUUGAGCUGUGUAUCUUACUAUAACACAAUAAUUAAGAACCAUGCAAAUGUACAACUCACUUAUCAGUUAAAUCCAGCAUAAAAUAUGCCAUUUAAAUAUUACACAUUUCAGUGUUCUGAAGAUUUUCAUUCAGAGAACCAUUUGAUUAACCUCAUGAUUUUAUUUUAUUAUCUACUCGAAAAGGACGUCUUAUAUACCUGAAGAGAUUGUGGAUAAUUUUAAUUAUUUUCAAGUGUUAUUUAUUUUAACAGCCAAUCAAACAUUACUAAAUUGAUUAAUGGUAAUUGCAUUAUUCCUGCACAGUAUUUUUAUUGUGAAAGUGUUAAUCUAAUAUCUAUCCCUUUUUUCCAACACCUUUUGCAGUUCUGACAUAUAAUGUUUCCCAUGUGAACAGCAGCGUAAGAUUUAACUGACUUACACAGUUUCUCAUUUUGGGCAAAAAUGUUUUCUAUGAAUAAAAUAUUCAACGAUUCGGGGUGAAGUGGGCCGACGUGUAGCACCGUUACAGUUCUGAUCCCAAAGAGUUUUACAUUUUAUCAGUAACAGUUUUGUUUUAUUUGUUUUUUAACCGCAGCAAUUUGACAACGGUGACAGUUUUCUAUAUGUAUUAAAGAAUGAUAGAUCAUAUAUUUAAUGUUGUAAAACAUCUUAGUAACAAGUCAGUUUCUGUUCUUCUUUUCCCCUUUUUGUCCCCUGCUCUUUUCCCCUUUUUUCUUUUGAAAUGACUAAGACAGAAAAGCAGCUUGACAUGUUGGUGACAAAGUCCUCAAUCCUAAACACUUCCCUUUUUUGGAAAACCUAACAAUUUUAUCUCUGAACGCUCUGACGCUAAAUUCAUUCUAAAAAAGGAACUAAUAAACAUCUACUUUGAUAAAACUUCCUAAAUUUCCAUGUUAGUUGUUAUUAUAGAAAGAGCAAAAAAUAAUGAUAAAUUUUUAAAAUUAUAUUUAUAAUACAUUAAUCUAACUCAAAUCUACUCAGUACUACAAUAAUCUGUGACAAAUGAUAAUCAUAGCUGCUGUUAUAGAUUUUUAAUCAUCACAGUCUGACAAAUCAGAACUGACAUUUCAACGGAUAAUGUUGACAUGAAAUAUUGCCACUUUUCUACUACCACUGUUUGCUUGAACGUCCAACUGACAUAUUUGUCUCGGCUUGAAAAGACUGCAUCACAAGACCUUUGUUGAAGAUAGCUUGAAGAUCAGAAAAAACACAGAUGCACCUCUGUGUUGUAUUAUUUGCACUAUGCACUCAGUCACUGAGUUCAGAAUUUCACCAUGUGAGAUACACACACUGUUAUGGUGUAAAUGUUUGCUGUAAAUAUGUUGCUAUAUCAAUACAGUGCCUUUUUUUUAAAUCCAUAUAUGCCAUUCUUUGUACAAAGUAAAUGAGAUGGGAGGAGUUUUUUUUGUGCCUCACAUGAUCAAUAAAUCCACUGUGGUGAGAGA